UUUGUUGGAUUGAAUAGACAAAGGACAGCUAACGUACAUCGCCAUUCACCAACCAGUGUUCCUAGACUCAGUCACUCCAUUCUUGUUCAGAAAAUAAGCUCCCAAAUUUCUCUACAUUUUUUUCUCAACUAAACUCUUUCUUUCUUCCUCUCCAUUCUCAUUGCUUUUUCCUUUAGAAUCUGACAAAUUUGUCAUUGUCAUAUCUAUUUAUUGUGUAAGGUUUGGAAAUUCUUUUAGGAAUAGAAAUUAUCUUGUUUAACUUAUUUUAGGCAGAUGGGCAUAUCGUUUUCCUGUCCAUUUGCCAAUUUGGAUGAUUUGAAUAGUAGGUUGGAGUCGUAUUUAGUGAGAACGAUAAGUUUUGGAAGUGACGGUAGGACUGCAUUGCAGCCUAUAAAUUUCGACAACCAAAAUCCUGAACAGUCAAAAAUGUUGAGGUCUUUGGGUUCUGGGAAGAUGAUCAUUGAAGGAACUCUUAGUUUUAAAAGGAGGGAAUUGGAGGCUAAGUUGGCACUCAAGUCUCCUGUAUUUGAUAAGGAAGAUAAGAUGAUGAUAAGAUCAGACAGCCGUAGGAGCAGGGACGAAACUCCUGACAAAUUGCAUAGCAUCUCUGAGAAGAAUAGUCAGAUUGUGCCACCAGAAUACGGUGAACACAGAGAUCGUGCUGCCUUAAAGUUGCAGAAGACAUACAAAAGUUUUCGGACUCGUAGGCAACUAGCAGAUUGUGCUGUUCUAGUAGAGCAAAGAUGGUGGAAGCUAUUAGAUACUGUUGAACUCAAGCAUAGUUCUAUAUCAUUCUUUGACAUUGAGAAACCUCAAACUGCUGUUUCUCGUUGGUCUAGAGCAUUAACUAGAGCUGCUAAGGUUGGUAAAGGUCUGUCUAAAGAUGAAAAGGCCUGUAAGCUUGCAUUACAACAUUGGCUUGAAGCAAUUGAUCCCCGGCAUCGUUAUGGUCACAAUCUUCAAUUUUAUUACAAUAACUGGCUCCAAGCUGACAGUAAACAGCCCUUCUUUUAUUGGUUGGACAUAGGUGAUGGUAAAGAAAUAAAUCUUGAGAAGUGCCUUAGGUCAAAACUUCAUCAACAAUGCAUCAAGUAUCUCGGUCCGAUGGAGAGAGAGGCAUAUGAAGUUGUGGUGGUGGAUGGAAAAUUCAUCUACAAGCAGAGCGGGAAGCUUCUUGAUACAAGGGGAGGCCCUCAAGAUGCCAAGUGGAUCUUUGUGCUAAGUGUGUCCAAGAUCUUGUAUGUCGGAUUGAAGCAGAAAGGCACUUUUCAGCAUUCGAGUUUUUUGGCUGGUGGUGCUGCAUUGUCUGCUGGGAGAUUAGUAGUGGAAGAUGGUGUUCUAAAGGUGGUGUGGCCUCACAGUGGACAUUAUCUUCCCACAGAGGAGAAUUUUGAAGAAUUUAUGUCAUAUCUUGAGCAACAGAAUAUCGACAUCAGUGUUAUCCAGAAAUCGCCCAGUGAUGGGGAAGAAGCACCUUUUAUAAGGAAAGAGAGUGGUUCCAGUCUGCGUAAUAGUUUAUCGGCACCAGAUUUCACCAAAUCUAGUGAAGAGAGCAAUGCCAAAAGCUCAGACAGGGAGAAGGCAGAUUCUACUAGAAAGUAUUGCAAGGACGCAGAGAGUUCAAUGCCACCAUUGUCGAGACGAUCCCGAGGAUUAAGACCCCAAAUUGCAGUAGAAAUACCAGUAAAGGAAGGCAUACUUGAGCUGUUCAAGAAGGCAGGACAAGUGGAAGCGCCAAAGGACAGCAUGCAGCAGUCAGUGGAAACUCCUGCAGAUGGAUACGAAACAGCAGAAGAAUAUUUAUCAGAUACAGAGUUGUCAGUUUCAAAGAAGAACUUAUUUGAUGAAAAUGAAGAAGAGUAUGGAGAACCUAUCCCAAAAGAGAAGAUAAUGAAGAGAAUAAAUUCACACAAAAGAAUGAAGUCAUAUCAGUUGGCUAAUCAGUUAUCAUGCAAAUGGAGUACAGGAGCUGGACCUCGGAUAGGAUGUAUGAGGGACUAUCCAUCAGAGCUCCAAUUUCGCGUCAUGGAGGAGGUGCAAUUGUCUCCAAGAUCUCCAUUCAAAUCUGGUCGACUUCAUACUUGUACACUUUUUUCUAGAGAAGCAACUGAGGAGAAAAGACCUCCAGGUUCUGAAACACUAGUAUAUACUGAAUUAGUAGAGUAGGGGCAUAUAUGUUGAUCAGUAGUUAGGAGGAUAACAAAUAUUUUCUUUCUUUAGGAAAUUUCUGGUAGGAUUCUUUGCAGUUUAGGAUUUUUAGGUGUAUUUGAUUGAUUGAUUCUUUACAACUCCCAUUUAGAUUUUUGAAGCAAGAUGUAGCCAUUCUUCUGUACAUUAUACAGAAGAAAAAGAUUAAUAAAGUCUUGAUACUUAUUGGGUACCAA
Messenger RNA from Nicotiana attenuata, 2384 nucleotides. Its product is annotated as IQ domain-containing protein IQM6-like. The record is from RefSeq and is a predicted model, not a curated record. Lineage: Eukaryota; Viridiplantae; Streptophyta; Magnoliopsida; Solanales; Solanaceae. The coding region runs from base 274 to 2166 and encodes 630 amino acids. The transcript is spliced from 9 exons.